Molecule: messenger RNA, 1422 nt
Organism: Botrytis cinerea B05.10
Lineage: Eukaryota; Fungi; Ascomycota; Leotiomycetes; Helotiales; Sclerotiniaceae
Exons: 2
Coding region: 173-1264 (363 amino acids)
Source: RefSeq, a predicted model, not a curated record
GGCGCAACAAUAUCAUCAUUAUAUAAGGAAGUUGAUUUAUGUUCCAUUGAUGUUAAUUUCAGGACAGCGAACUACAAGUGAGUCUUUAUUUCCGCUUGCAUCUUCUACUUGUCUUCACUGUUCAUUCUUAUCUACUUUUUUGAAUCCGUCAAAUCAACAAAAGACUCUGAAAAUGCUUCUCAGACUUUCUCUCUUUGCUUUGUGCACCCUAGUACAAUCACUUCCCUCGAAGUCGCACACAGUUAAGCAAGUCGACGAUGGUACUAUUCAGUCAAUGGCCAUUUUCGACGCUGCCAACACUCUCCUAGGCCUUCUCACCGCGGAGCAGAAUGCAUCAUUGGUGUACCCUUACGAAGCAGCAGGGAACGCAACUCCCAUUUACUUCGGAUCCUCCACCACCGGCUCUAUUGCCGGUGAGCAGUUCGGUCAGUCGGUGUGGACCAACUACCCCGUCGGCAUCGUGGAUCGCAUUGGUUUGGCCCGGGACAACUUCACGGACACGCAAGAAGAAGCGGUCUUAAACCUGCUACGCGUCAUGUUUAGUGAAGAUGGUUACAACAAGGUUCAGGAGAUCAUGAACGCCGACCAAGUCGAGGAGGACCGUGGUGUGGACUAUGAAGCUGGGUUGGGAAGUUACACGCUAGGCUUUUUCGGGGAGCCUAGUUUGACGUCUCUUUGGAUGAUUCAGUUCGGCGGGCAUCAUCUUGGGAUAAACAUGGCCAUGUACGGUAGUAAGGCUGUCAUUGCUCCACUGUUGACCGGCUGCUUGCCAGCCAUCAACAACGUCACGAACCGCGUGCUGGCCGCAGAGAAUGACAUCGCAUUUUCUCUAGUCGGGUCUCUCGACGAUAGCCUUUUUGCAAAAGCUAACAUAACUCACGAUGUGAGCACCCUCACUCUUGGACCUGGUCACGAUGGCGAAGAGUACAUCACAGAAGGUGUCAACGUGGGACUUUUCACCAAAGCUCAGCAAGCACUGGUUGUCGACCUCGUAUCUGAAUGGGCUGGCCUUCUCAACUCAGUCCACUAUGCGCCCCGCUUGGCUGAGAUUAAAGCUGGUCUGAACGAAACUUACUUUGCAUGGAGCGGUCCCACCACAAAAGAGGAUAACCAGAACGGCAAGUCCUAUUUCCGCAUCAAAGGCCCAAAUCUUUGGGUGGAAUACGCACCACAAACCAAUGAUGAAUACGGGGAUCUGAGGCUUCAUGCACACACUAUUUAUCGAGAUCAAUUGAGAGGUUACGGACGCACACUGGAAGAAUAAGCUGUUGUUCACAGGACUCAACAUUAUGUUCAUGAAUAAGUGACAACUGUCUAACUAUUAUUCUAAGAAAACUUUUGGUGUAUACUAUUAAAUAGUUGUGAUAUCAAUUGACAGAGGGUAAAAAUAUAUACUACGACCUAAAAUUAGAUGAAAUAUCA